AAUCUCUUCCAUUCAAAUCUUUUUCAGAAUGGCUUGCCCUUGCAAGUCAUUGUCAGAUACACAAAAGUGCCAAGCUUCCGUAGUGAUGCCCUCGAUUUUCUUACCGUGAACUCUGAGUAGUGUGAGCUGUUCGGGUGUUAGUGCUGAAGCCAUGGAUGUCCGUUUCGACUCGACCAACCACGCUCCUGCGAUGCCUAAAGUCUCCAAUCGCGCCAAUUCAGUCCCAAUGCUGACAAUGAGACCAGAGGAUGAGCUUGGUGCUGAUGUCGUGAUCGACGUAGACGAAAUGUAUGCUCUCAAGUCCAAGACCGACUCUGACCCGGGCAAAGAGUCGUCGGUUACCGGCGCCUGGAAGCCGCAACGCAAACGAGGCGCCAGUCUCACCACCAGAUCUGUCGGCACAAGUGUCCAAGUCGACGCUGAUUUGCGUAAACCUAAUUCAGUGGAACCGUUGAGAGUUUCCGCCACCUCAUAUCGUCGUUCACGACCGAACAGAGAAGAUUUUACGAAACCUGCCCCACCGGACAUGGUCUCGACGGCCACAAACACUGACGAAGAUGACUUGGUCUCACCCCCGCCAACGCCUGAAGAGCUCCAAUCUUUGGCUCCUGCAGUGAAAGAUACCACUGCGGUUCUCCCCAAAUCUGCCGCGAUCGUCAUCGAGGACUGCGACAGCAAGCUCGAUGCUCACAACAAGCUAAUUGCUAACUUGCUGCCUCUGCCCCAACACGUCAGAACCGAACAAGCUUACAUGAAGAAAAAUAAGAGCUGGGAUCUACUCACCAGACUGCUUUCCCGGGGUGCAUCAGAAGGUGACGCUGAGUACGACCAGUCAGGAGGUGCUGGGGCAGGACGCGCGGGCGGCGAGGACGGCAUCAGCGGCCCGGCAGUGGGCGCCGACGGUCACCUCCUUCAGGCACACGAUGGGCGAGUCUUCGUCGAGAGUGCCGAGGAGCCGGAGACCGAGAGCAGCCUCGCCAUUCUCAUGCAGGUGAUGCUGCCUUUCCUCGUGGCAGGCCUGGGCAUGGUGGGUGCUGGACUCGUGCUCGACAUUGUACAGCACUGGGACGUAUUCUUAGAAGUUAGCGAGCUGUUCAUCAUGGUGCCUGCCUUGCUGGGUCUCAAAGGCAACUUAGAGAUGACGUUAGCAUCGCGCCUCUCCACCCACGCCAACAUGGGACAUCUCGACAAGGCUGACGAUUGCAUCUCCAUGAUUGCUGGCAAUCUCGCUCUCAUUCAGUGUCAGGCGAUCGUGGUAGGCUUCCUGGCGAGCGUGGCGGCCGUCAUCAUGGGCUGGAUCCCUGGAGGAGAAUUUAAUUUCCUGCACGCGCUCCUGCUGUGCGCCGGGGCGCUCGUCACAGCCUCCUUCGCCUCCUUCAUACUGGGCUUGGUGAUGGUGGCCGUGAUCCUGGUGUCACGGAGAUGCCGCAUCAACCCAGACAACGUAGCAACACCCAUCGCGGCCUCUCUCGGGGACCUCACCACCCUCGGCCUCCUCGCCUGGAUUGCCUCACUGCUAUUCGAAGCCAGAUCGUCGGAGUUGUGGCUAGCGCCGCUGAUCAUCGGAGCGUACCUAUUGUCUCUGCCGCUGUGGGUUUGGCUCGCCUCCCGCAACGAGCACACGAAGGAGGUCCUCUACUCGGGAUGGACUCCUGUCAUCUCCGCCAUGAUGAUCUCAAGCAUGGGUGGGGUGAUCCUAGACUACACAGUGUCUUCAUACAAGGGCAUCGCGGUCUACCAGCCCGUGAUCAACGGCGUGGGCGGCAACCUGGUCGCUGUGCAGGCGUCACGCAUCUCAACGGCCUUGCAUCUGGCCACGCCUCUAGGGCGUCUGCCCCGCUACGCCGAGCGUCUCUGCCACAACCCCUGGACCGUCUUCUGCACCAGCAAAGGACACGCCAGGACCGCCAGGGUGCUGCUCCUGCUCGUCGUGCCCGGCCACUUGGUGUUCGCGUACACCAUCAGCUACCUCAAGGCUGGACACACGUCGCUCACGCCCAUAUUCGUCGUCGUCUACCUUUGCGCUGCGCUUAUUCAAGUGAUCGUGUUGCUGUACAUGUCAGUGGUGAUGGUGCACUGGAUGUGGAGUGUAUGCAUCGACCCUGACAACUCAGCCAUUCCUUACCUGACCGCAUGCGGGGACCUACUGGGCACCGGCCUCCUGGCGAUCGCCUUCCACAUCCUCUACCUCGUCGGCGACAAGGAUGCGGAUUUGGGCGACUAACGAACCUUCUUCCGCGUGCCGCUCGUAUGAAAUACACCAAAAAAUAAUUGCGAUUGCAGUGAAGUGAACCCGUUACUUAAUAAUGAUUUACGUAUUCGAACUUCUCUUGCCAGUGUCUGUCAUGGAACACACCCAGUUUAUCAGCUUCAAUUGAAUUUAUUCAACUGCUAAAUCACCUAAGAUUUAAUGGUUUAAGACUUACAAUUCUGUGACUUACAAUUAUUCUGUGAGGUCCGAACCCACUUUGCCGGCCCACAAUGAGGCUGUUGCUCCUGGUUGGAUCAAGAGGAGCGACUUCUCUAUAGUUUGAAGUGAAAAUUUCAUGAAAAAUUUGUGAUUCCAAUAAACUUAUACAACCUGAGUAGGACCUCGCUUCACGGCCGUGACUUAAGAUCACCAAAGUUAGUGAUAAGAUUUUCAGUUCUUCCUUAUCAAAAGAUUGUGAGCAUUUGGAACCGUAGACAGUGCGUGCGGUUGAAAAAAAAGUGUGAAAAAUAAAUGUACUGAUGACGACGAGGCCUUACGUUUCUAUUCCAAAUGAUGUGCUAAUUAUUGUGCUUGCAUUUGUUGCUCAUUUAAGAUACUGGAAUGGAUUGCACGUCAGAAUUUUGUUGUUGCCACAAAAUUCUGCGGUAUUUCAAACUGUUCCAAACGUUGUAGUCGUGCAGAUAGAGUGAACUUUUGCAGACGACGGCUUAGUUCUAUCUUUCACAUUUGAUAUUAUUCUUUUACUGGAAUGUUUUUAACGUUUAUAAAUGGAAUGUUAGUGUGAAAAGAGAUGUAACUCAGAUAGCUUGUACAACAACAAUGUAUUUGAUGUCAUAUAUGUUCUGGGUGCUCGAUUCAUUCGUUCUCCAAAAAAUAUGAAUUUGCAGUUUCAAUUAUCUGCCCGUACUGCAGUUCUGAAGCGUUAGUGGUGGAUAAACAUUGCUACGCUGCUUUCGGAUUUUCAAAAGUUAUUCGGCACUGAAUUUUUGCAAUGGCUUCUUCGUUGUACAUUAAAUCAAAAUUAUUACACCUUUGUUUAGGCGCAUUGAUAUUGAAUUGGUUAGGCAAGCAAUUCCGUGUUUUAUGUCUGGUGAAGGUUCUUAAGACGUGUAGUUUGAUCAAUUGGACUUAAUAUGAUUGCUUAAUAAUAUGACUGUUGUAAACUGAAAAUCUGGCUCUUUAAGAAUAUUUUCUAUUGAAUUUCCGCUUUUGAGAUUACAGUAAAAAUCUUAUGUCUUUUUCCGUGUAAAACAUUUAUUGAUCUUGAGGAUAUUUUAAUCCAGUUCAAUGGACGCUCGAUCUCUUUGUUUAUGCUGGUUGAGCUUAUCACGACGUGCACCAACCUCCAGCCGAGCCACAGCACUAAAAGUAUUCACGAUAACAACAUGGUAAUAUUAUUGUGGCUUAUGAGUGUUAGCCACAAUCGAUUUUUUAAUAAUGAAACGUGGAUAUUUCACGGACUGUAGUGCGAGUUUCAUUGCGACUCCACAAUUGAAUUCGUUAUAAGUGAAAAUCUUCGUUCUUCCAGUGACGUGUUGCGUCAUUUAGAUAAUAAACUUUGAUCUCUUAGUGAAAUGUCUUCAUGCGUGAAGACAUUUACCAUAUUUUACAUUUACAAAUUACCAUAUUUCAUGAGAUUGUUUGGACGCAGAACGCGCUCGAAGAAAAGGUGAAUUAAAAGUUAUCAACUUUGAAGAAGAUCUGCUGUAAGAUAAAUCGUUAGCUUCAGAUGCCUCUAGACUAUCACGAUUUCACGGUGAAAUACACACGUGUUUGCUUCGCUGAGUUCGCUCAGCUGCUUACGUUUUUAUCCACAGUUUACUUGAUAAUUUUAACGUUCACUGGAGUGAUUUUCUAUAUUAUUUUUUCGAUUUUUUUUGAAGCAACAUUUAAAGCUUUAAGAGUCAAUGUGUCUCAUAAAUGUCAUAAGUUUUUCUUCCCUCAAUUCUCUUGUGUUCAAUUCAUAUGCAAAUAAUUAUGUCAUGAGAAGUUUGUGUGAACUUUCAAUUAGCCUCAAGUUAUUAGGUUUUUCUGGGAGAAAGCAUUUUUGAUUGUUAUGCUGCUGUUGAGUACACCAACUUGUUUGAAAUGUGAUUAUUUGUCCAAUUGCUUCGUACUUUAAUUUCCAUCGAUGGAAGCUUGUGAAACACAGUGCGUUGUGUGGCAGUAGUCAACAUGGUUGUUCCUAACGCGUCUCGCGUUUAAACUUCCUUCCAAUUUACUUUACUUACCACGCUUAAACGACAUUAGUUAUUCACGAUUUAAGUAAUUAAUGAUUAUUUAAUCGAUUUAUGCAUUUGGAAUUUUAAAACAAUUCUGUUUGUUUGUAUGAAUUCUCUGGAUUCUUUUCAUGGAAUAUCUAACUACUUACUUUUCUACGUUAUACUUCCAUUUUCAAUAAGAAUUAGAAUGAUGCUGACGAAAUUUGUUCGUCGACAUGCCAAAUAUUUAUUCCUGUAUGUGAGGAGAGCAUUUGUGUACGUAGCCUUGCUUAAAGCUAAAAUAUUUACAUACUUAAUCAUUGAAUUAUCUCACAUGUCACUCAUGUUGAUUUUUUAUUUUAUCAUUGUCCGUCUGUUACUGCGUUUUAUAAAGAGUUUCCUUCAUACGCUGUCUUGCCAUGUUUUAAAUCUGGUUUGCCCGUCAAUCAUGUCAUGUUCACAGUUACCUCCUCCUGUCUAUCAAGUCAUAUUCACAUUCUCCGCUUCUUGUCUUGUAGGUCUUGCUUACAGUCCUCUUCUCCCAUCAUCAGGUCAUGCUACUAGUCCCCAUCUAGCCUCAUCAGGUUAUGCUUAUACUCCUCUUUGAGGUGUCAUCCCCAGAACAGCAUGUGCACGUGGUCUGACUAAUCGUUAUCUCGCUUUUCUUCAUUUGGAGUCAAUCGCGCUCAUGACAGGUUCCAGCAAUCCCAACAUUAAGCGACGCACGAGCCACUUUCGUGUGGUCUGUCCAAGUUCUCGCAAUUUAUUGUCUUGUGUUAUAAAACUUACUUGCAUAGAUGAAAUAUACUGAAUGGAGUAUUUUAGUUUUAAGUCUUCUCCAUGACUUCUUUAACAGAAUUAACAUGGUAUUUGUUGUGUGAAAUGAAUAAUUUGGUUGAAGAAGCAGUUUGUGUCUUGUUAUGUUACAUUUCAUUCCGACGUUUCAUGUCUAGUUAUCAGAACUGCUAGGCUGUCGAGUCACGAAUACUUGGCAGAAAUCGCUGUCAAAAUAUUGUUAGUAAAUUUCCGUCAAAAAUAACUUAUCGUAUACUUGAUUGGUUGGGUCAGAGUUACGAUUAUGGUUAUAUUGAAAUGAGAUCUUCCGUUAAUGUAAUGAACUUAUUGCAUUGACUUAUUGAUUAACUUUUUGUUAUUGAUGUUGUUUCCAUCGUUACUUCAAAAACUAUAAUAAGAAAAAAAGAACUUAUCAUUCAUAGUUUCUUUCUUGAACGAUAAAACUCUACUUAAGUGUUGAAAAUUCAAAUAGUGCAAGACAAAUACGAAGUGAUUUUGUCGAGCGAUUGCGUGAUCAAUGCAUUAUGAACCAGGCAUUGAAGAAUCUGCUUCGUUGCCUUCUAUGUUUAAUUGAACACUACUUACGGAACAGUUGUUGAAAUGUGCUUGCCAGAUGAAGAUGAUUAUUUAAUAUAAUGAAAAUUGUGAC
Messenger RNA from Hyalella azteca, 5857 nucleotides. Its product is annotated as solute carrier family 41 member 1. Lineage: Eukaryota; Metazoa; Arthropoda; Malacostraca; Amphipoda; Hyalellidae. The coding region runs from base 152 to 2224 and encodes 690 amino acids. Gene Ontology annotation, biological process: monoatomic cation transport. The transcript has 9 exons. The record is from RefSeq and is a predicted model, not a curated record. Gene Ontology annotation, cellular component: plasma membrane. Gene Ontology annotation, molecular function: monoatomic cation transmembrane transporter activity.